UAUUAUUAUCCGUGUCAGAGACUUCCAACUAAACAAAUCGAUUCUUCAUCCUGCCAGUCAGUAAAAUGAUCUCGAGCUCGACAGAUAAUUAUGGGCUUAUCCAAUUGAUAAACCUUGCAUAUCACAUCGUCAGCUAGCAAAUCAAUAUUCGCCACGAAUUUGAUUUUAAGUAUAGAAUAUUAGUGCAUGUUUUGUUUAAUACCAUUCAGUAAAAUUAUAAAUCGGUUAAAUUAAAACAUCUUUUAAAAUGCGGUUAACUCGUAAUAACAAAUUUAACCUGUUCCUCUUAACGUUACUUAUUUUUACGUGCCUCGGAGGGAUCAGUAGUUCUCGGGGAGAAGUAGAUACAGCAAAGUCAAAAUCGGAUAAGAAACCACCGUCCCAACUGUUGGAAGAAGAAGAGGAAGAUAACGACGAUACACCUCGCUUAUCCAAGGAUUCGUUCUCCAAAUUGACGGAGGAGGAGAGAUUAUCCGCCUUUGAAAAGUUGUGGUCGGAUCCGGACGAGAUCACAGUGACGACGGACCCUGGUUCGAAAACGAGACAGAAAUGGAGCAAGGAGGACGAUUCGAGAUCCUCCUCGUCAGAGUUUACAAAGGAUGAAUCGGAAAUGACGGACACGGAAAGAGUGGUACAAGCUAUUAAAAUGAGAUUCGUAAAUCCAGAUGCGAUUCAAGUUGUUGAACCUCCUAACUUGGCCGGGCAGGAUCCAUUUGGCGGUGCUGACAUGGAAGGACUUGGUGGCGUGACGACGAAAAAGUUUAAAUUCAUCCUCAAUCAGCCUUCGAUUACACCAGUCGAGCCGAUAACCAAUCUCUUAAAUAAAAGGAAGGAACCCGAAGUCCCCGAGGAUGAUGAUGAGCCUGAAAUUAUCACGGCAGAAGGCGUAGAAACAGAUGAGAGACAUGCCGAUCUCAUGUUCAAACAGGCGAUCGAACUCCUCGGACCAUCUGCCUCACGGGAUUCGACUGGUUACCACGUAAUUACGUCAGUCGGCAAAACCGAGAAGGUAGAGCAAGCGUACGUCCUUCUACAACAAGCUGCCCUACGUGGUCAUAAAAAAGCAAUGGAAAUUAUGGCGUGGGGUCAGCUGCUUGGUCCACUCCCGUUAGAUCUUGAGGGGGCCAAGGGGAAGUUUGAAGCUUUAGCGAAGAAAGGAUAUCCAAACUCGCAAAUGGCUAUGGGGUUUCUUCAUGCCAAUGCAUUAGAAACAGAGCUUAACGGUGCGUUGCCUAUCCUGUACUAUACAUUUAGCUCAAUUGCUGGAGCAAGUUGGAGUCAAAUGGCGCUCGGUUAUCGAUACUGGGGAGGAAUCGGGGUGCAAGUUUCUUGUGAGAAAGCGUUGGAGCAGUAUCGACGCGUCGCAGCUACCGUGGCGAGUGAAGUGAGCGAGGUUGGGACAGGACCUGCCAUUCAGAGGAUUCGAUUACUUGACGAAAUUGAAGGAACGCCGGGAAGCACAAGUACGAGUACCGGGUCGUCGGGAAAUAUCCUUAAUUCAGAUAUUCUCGAUUAUUACACGAUGCUGGCGGAGAGAGGCGAUCUCCAAGCACAGGUUGGACUUGGUCAACUACACUUUCAAGGCGGUCGUGGUGUCUCGCCUGAUCACCAUCUUGCUCUCCGCUAUUUCCGAAGAGCCGCCGAUGCUGGAAGCCCUGUCGCGAUGGCGUUUUUGGGCAAAAUGUAUCUUGAGGGGAACGAUGCGGUCGAAGCUGACACGGUUAAAGCGUUGAAAUGGUUUCAAAAGGCUGCGGAGCAGGGCAGUCCGGUUGGACAGAGUGGUCUCGGCUUGAUGUAUUUGACGGGGAAAGGAUUGCCUAAAGAUCCGUCAAAGGCAUUGCAGUAUUUUACGAUGGCUGCGGAACAAGGGUGGGUAGAUGGUCAGCUUCACUUGGGAAACAUGUACAUGACGGGAAUCGGUGUUCGUCGUGAUUACCAACAAGCUGCAAAAUAUUAUAACCUUGCUGCUCAGUCGGGACACAUUUUGGCGAUUUAUAACCUAGCACAGAUGCACGCGACUGGCACGGGAAUGAUGAGGUCUUGCACUGCGGCCGUUGAGCUUUACAAAACUGUUGCUGAGCGUGGUCGCUGGGGUCUUCUUUUGGCUGAAGCUCACAAUGACUACAAGGAGAAGCGGUACUCUCAAGGUCUCGUGAAAUACUUACUCCUUGCCGAACUUGGAUAUGAGGCAGCUCAGGCGAACGCAGGCUACAUGUUGGAAAGGGGCGAGGUGGGCUGGGAAGUUUUCGAAGGGUGGAAGAAAUUGGUAAACCUAAAUAAUGGACAGAGUCAGGACCUUCCUCCACCACCACUUGAAGCCGUCACGAAGCCAGAAAGUGUAGGAGAAAAUGCGGAAAGUCAACCAGAAGACCAGAAAAAAGACGCUACUACAACUCCCGAAGAAGGUGAAGUACCACAGCAGCCGACGACGACGACCAAAUAUGAUCUCACCUCCCCACAAUCCCUCCUCUCUCGUGCCCUCCAGCAGUGGUCCCGGUCCGCGUCGCAGGGCUACUCUCAGGCUCGAGUUCGGCUCGGGGAUUACUAUUACUACGGCUGGGGAACAACUACGGACUACUCUUCAGCAGCGACCCAAUAUCGCCUCGCAUCAGAACAGCAGCGGAAUCCACAAGCCAUGUUUAACCUGGCUUACAUGCACGAGCAAGGACUCGGGCUUAAACAGGAUUUGCAUCUGGCGAAAAGGUUUUACGACAUGGCGGCCGAGACGAGUACGGAUGCAAGAGUUCCCGUGACGCUGGCGUUGAUCAAGUUAAAUUUCCUCUCGACCCUGCAAGCCCUCAAUUUAUUUGAUUUCGACGCAGAUUCGACAACAUAUGUCGAAAUAGAUGGAUUCUCCUCCUUCUCGGAAAUGCUAGACUUUUCCAAUAACUGGGACUUGUAUUUGUUAACGGUUCUGGUGGGGAUUUUAGGAAUUUUAGUGUGGUUAAGGCGACCUCUGCAAGGAGGUGGGGGUUAAACUAGACUAAUUAAUUAGAUUAAUGAAAUUUCAAAGUCAAUAUGUCAAUAAAAUCCAAUCAUAUAUCACCAAAUAAAUAAAUAUUUAUUAAGUAAUAAUCAUAAUUCGUAUUAAGUAGUGUAUAAAAUCGCACAAUAUUUAAUAAUAUGAACUGAAAAGAUGACCUUGUGAAAAUGUAUGUAAAUCAAGUGUACAUUUGUUUAAACUGAAAAGUAUGCAAGAAAAAUUUGUCAUUUUGUUUCUGAAUGUGUGGGAAAAUGUAAAUGAUGAUGAUGAAUGAAUGCGUUUUAUAAUAUCGUCUGGUGUACAUAUACCGAUAUCUGUCAUGUUUGGGAUUAAGUUAUAAUUUGCGUAAUGGUUACAAUAAAAUGUGAUAUCUCGUCAUUUUUGACAUAUGGUCCUUAAUAUUAUAAAUCUUUAAUGUGGAAUAAAAUGUGAUGCAUGUAAAUAAUGCGUAUGUCAACCAAAAAUCAAAACUGUGCAAACAUUUUAAUAGUAAAGCAUCCGAUUUAUAUCACUUCUUGUCAACACAUACAAGGGAAUCAUAUAAACAUGACAAGUUUGUUGAAAUUGGUUAAAAUUAUAAAGAAAUAUAUAUAGUACGUGAAUGAUGAAGAACUUUUACAAAUUUGUUAUAAGAUUAUUAGACAAACAUGCCAACAUGGGCUAAAAUACAUGGAGAAAUCACAGAACAUCACAAAUGUGCGUUUCACAAGAACAUUAAAAAU
Messenger RNA from Folsomia candida, 3705 nucleotides. It is a transcript of the gene Hrd3, whose product is annotated as ERAD-associated E3 ubiquitin-protein ligase component HRD3A. The record is from RefSeq and is a predicted model, not a curated record. Bases 248 to 2977 code for a protein of 909 amino acids. NCBI's taxonomy places the organism in Eukaryota, Metazoa, Arthropoda, Collembola, Entomobryomorpha, Isotomidae. Gene Ontology annotation, biological process: ERAD pathway. The transcript is spliced from 12 exons. Gene Ontology annotation, molecular function: protein binding. Gene Ontology annotation, cellular component: endoplasmic reticulum membrane.